AUGCCAAGGCUCUAUAGAAGACGUCCUAAUCGUGAUUAUUUGGAACAAUUUAUUUUACCCAUAUUUACUCCAAUAAAUAAUACCAUCAAUUCAUUAGGUAGUUAUGAGGAUGAUAUUAUUAAUAUUCUUGCUCAUCGAACCGUGGCCCAACGUCAAGCCAUUGAGCGUGCCUACAAAGAACAAUAUGGCGAGGAUAUAAGGCAAAAACUGAAAAGUCUACUCAGGGAAGACCUUGAAUUGGUCAUUUUGUGGUCUUUCUAUGAUCGGGCUCACUUGAAUGCAGCAGCUCUUCAAAAAGCCAUGAAUGCCACUGAAACUGACAACGAUCUGCUCAUUCAUGUUAUAUGCACUGCCGACAGAGAUGAAAUUAGGCCAAUUAAAGAAGCUUUUCAAGAGAUGGCAGGAACACGCCUUGUGGAGGCCAUUGAGAGUAAGUGCAAUGGCGACUUCAAACGGGUUCUAUUGGCGAUAGUCGAUGGCUCACGAGAAGAGGACUGCGAUGAGAGCCAGGCAAGAGCUGAUGCCAAAGAACUGUUCGAAGCCGGUGAAGACAAAAUCGGGACUGAUGAGAGCACCUUCAUUCGCAUGAUGUGCAAUCGUAGCUUUAAACAAAUUCAAUUAAUUGACAAAUACUACCAAGAGUUAUCUGGGCAUGAUCUAAUCACUGUCAUCGAGAAGGAGUUAUCUGGUGAUGUUGGAAAGUCGUUGAAGCUUAUUGUGAAUUAUGCCAAAAACAAGGUAGCAACUCUUUCGCAGAUGCUUAAUGCGAGCCUGAAGGGAGGGGAAACUCGUAGUGCAAGUGUGAUACGCAUCGUGCUUGCAUAUGCAGAGAGUGAUUUGGAGUCGAUCAAAGCCUACUUUGAUGAAACUUACGAACAAUCGCUUGCAGAAAUGAUUGGUGCAGAAGCAUCUGGAGAUUACAAACAUUUCCUUCUCGAUAUCGUUCUAUGA
Messenger RNA from Rodentolepis nana, 951 nucleotides. Lineage: Eukaryota; Metazoa; Platyhelminthes; Cestoda; Cyclophyllidea; Hymenolepididae. The record is from the annotation of a GenBank genome assembly.